Molecule: messenger RNA, 1068 nt
Organism: Aspergillus ibericus CBS 121593
Lineage: Eukaryota; Fungi; Ascomycota; Eurotiomycetes; Eurotiales; Aspergillaceae
Product: D-alanine--D-alanine ligase family protein
Exons: 4
Coding region: 1-1068 (355 amino acids)
Biological process (GO): peptidoglycan biosynthetic process
Molecular function (GO): metal ion binding; ATP binding; D-alanine-D-alanine ligase activity
Source: RefSeq, a predicted model, not a curated record
AUGACGAUAAAACACCUCAAGAUUGCUCUCAUUUACGAGCUUCGCUCGGCUUAUAAAGAGCUUGGCUACUCUGAUGCAGAUUGUGCCAGGCUUGAAGUCGGAGAAGCAGCCGAACAUAUCGCUGCGGUUCUUGAAAAGCUGGGCCAUGAAGUCAUCCUGAUCCCCGACAUCCACUCCCUCAUUAAGAGGCUCGCAUCUGGUGAGGGCGAUACGUGGGACAUAGCAUUUAACACCACCGAGGGGCUACAUGGAUCAGCCAGAGAGGGUCAGGUGCCGGCAUUGUUGGAGGCCUACCAAAUCCCAUUCACAUUCUCAGAUGCAGCCACCAUGGCAUUGUGCUUGGGCAAAGGGAGGACAAAAGUGAGUAGAUUCCGUUUUCAGCACCUCACACCUGCAGUGUCUCUGGACCUUUUUUUGACACCAACGACAAAGUCCCAACUGUCAUUGGAUGAGAUCCAGUCCAUGAUUUGCAGGUCCCGACACUCUGAGACGCUGCUCAGUCAGUAUCCAUUAUUCGCAAAACCUCUUGCUGAAGGCUCGUCGAAAGGGAUUGUGGCAAGCAACAAGAUCAAGGGCACUGGCGACCUAUGCCGCGUGAUCAAUUCUCUCCGUGCUUCCAGCCCCUCAUCACUUGGUGUGCUCGUGGAAACCUACCUCCCUGGGCGGGAAUUCACAGUGGGUAUUCUAGGGACCGGAAAGGACGCAUGGGUUGUCGGCGCAGUAGAGUUCACGACAGAAAAGUCCAAAUCGACCGGCGAUUGGGCUGGAGAAGCCGAUGAGGUCAAGGUCAGUCGGGAUGAUCCGGAAGCUGAUCUUGCUUGCAAAACGGCUCUGCGGGCAUGGAAUGGUUUGCGUUGUCGGGAUGGAGGACGGGUUGAUAUUCGAAUGGACGACUCCUCUGGAACCCCGGUCGCUCACGUUAUGGAAAUCAACCCUCUCGCUGGACUUCUUCCUCACUGGUCGCAGCUGCCCGUGAUUGCCGAACAUAACGAUGUUUCAUUUGAGGAACUUAUCGGGCACAUGCUGAAUAGUGCUUUGAAGAGACGGAGGGAUGGAGUUUCUGUUUAG